UUGAACCGCCUUUUUAUAUCUCUCUCUUUCUCUCCUUCUUUCUCUUUCUCCUCCUCCUUUCCUCCUCCCCUGGAGAGAAAGAGGGAAGCAGUCCCAAAGGAAGUUCCCCCUCACACACAGCCCUCCAUCCCUCUCUCUCUCUCUCUCUCUCUCUCAGGACCUGGGCCACUGGUUUCCCCCUUGGAGAGCCAUGGCUGGCCCUGGACGCCUCCUUGGCCUCUGCUUCUUCUCCUUCUCCUGCCUCCUUUGCAACGCUUUCAACCUGGACUCGGCCCGCCCGGCUGUUUACUCCGGAGCCCAAGGGAGUUACUUCGGUUUCGCAGUGGAUUUCUUUGCUCCAGACCCUGCUUCGAUGUUUCUCAUUGUGGGUGCUCCAAAGGCAAACACAAGUCAACCUGGAAUUGUACAAGGAGGCCAGGUGCUAAAAUGCAACUGGAACUCUAAUAGAAGAAAUUGCCAGCCAAUUAUCUUUGAUACUACAGGCAACAGAGACUUUGCAGUAAAUGAUCCUUUGGAAUUCAAGUCAAAUCAAUGGUUUGGGGCAUCGGUGAGAGCAAAAGAUGACAAAAUUUUGGCAUGUGCCCCACUGUAUCACUGGAGAACUGAACAGAAAGCAGAGCGGGAACCUGUAGGAACUUGUUAUCUGCACGACGGGUCUAACACUGUUGAAUAUGCUCCCUGCAGGUCAACAAAUAUUGAUGCAGAAGGGCAGGGCUUUUGUCAAGGUGGAUUUAGCAUUGACUUUACCCAGGGAGACAGAGUACUUCUUGGAGGACCUGGCAGUUUUUAUUGGCAAGGUCAGCUUAUUUCUGAUCAAGUGGCUGAGAUUGUGUCGAAGUACAACGCUAAAGUCUAUACUACCAAGUAUGAGAACCAGUUAGCAACACGGUCAGCAAGUGCGGUAUUUGAUGACAGUUAUUUGGGUUAUUCAGUAGCUGUAGGAGAUUUCAACGGUGAUGGCAUAGAAGAUUUUGUGUCUGGUGUUCCAAGGGCAGCAAGGACUUUGGGCAUGGUGUCAAUUUAUAAUGGAAAAAAUAUGGCAUCCAUGUAUAACUUCACUGGAGAACAGAUGGCUGCAUACUUUGGAUAUUCUGUAGCUGCCACAGAUAUCAGUGGUGAUGGUUAUGCAGAUUUACUCGUAGGAACCCCACUCUUCAUGGAUCGUGGCUCUGAUGGCAAGCUUCUAGAAGUGGGACAGGUGUCUGUUUACCUUCAACAAUCCUCUGGACGCUUUCACCGUCCAGUCAUGAAGCUGAAUGGCUUUGAGGUCUUUGCAAGAUUCAGCAGUUCAAUUGCACCUUUGGGAGACCUUGACCAAGAUGGCUUCAAUGACAUUGCAGUUGCAGCUCCUUAUGGUGGAGAAGAUAGGAAGGGCCUGGUUUACAUCUACAACGGGAGAGCCACGGGUUUGAAUGGAGUGCCGUCUCAAGUCCUUGAAGGGCAGUGGGCCUCGGAGACAAUGCCACCAAGUUUUGGCUAUUCAUUGAAAGGAGCUACUGAUGUGGACAAAAAUGGCUAUCCAGACUUGAUCGUAGGAGCUUUUGGUGUUGACAAAGUUGCUUUAUAUAGGGCACGGCCAGUCAUAACUGUAAAUGCUGUACUAGAGGUUACACCAACAAUUCUAAAUCCAGAGAACAAAUCCUGUGAAGAAAAUGGUCAGAAGGUUUCUUGCUUUAAAGUGAAGUUCUGCUUGAAAGCUGAUGGCAAAGGAAAUCUCCCCAAAGACCUAAAUUUCCAUGUGGAGUUGCUGUUGGACAAACUUAAGCAAAAAGGGGCCAUAAGGAGAGCCCUGUUUCUUCACAGCAGACAACCUGGUCACUCUAAGAACAUGACUGUCCCAAGAGGGGGUCGAAUGAGUUGUGAAGAACUUCAGGCUUUCUUAAGGGAUGAAUCUGAAUUUAGAGACAAGCUUACCCCAAUCACCAUUUUCAUGGAAUAUCAACUAGAUUACAAAACGGCUUCUGAUUCUACUGGUUUACAGCCCAUCCUCAACCAGUUUACUCCUGCAAAUAUUAGCAGACAGGCUCAUAUUCUUUUGGACUGUGGUGGUGACAAUAUCUGCCGACCAGAUUUGCAAGUGACUGUUGACAGUGAUCAGAAGCAGAUCUAUAUUGGGGAUGACAAUCCUUUAACUCUCAUCAUCAAUGCUCAAAAUCUUGGAGAGGGAGCCUAUGAAGCAGAACUCUUUGUUACCAUCCCACCUCAAGCAGACUUCAUUGGUAUAGUUCGCAACAACGAGGCUUUAGCAAGACUCUCCUGUGCUUUUAAAACAGAGAAUCAAACUCGGCUGGUUGUCUGUGACCUUGGAAAUCCCAUGAAAGCAGGAACAAAACUCUCAGCUGGUCUUCAUUUCAGCGUUCACCAAGAAUCAGAGAUGGACACCUUUGUGAAGUUUGAUCUGCAGAUCCGUAGCUCAAACCUGUUCAACAAUCAAAGCUCCAUGAUCUCAUACCAGGUGGAUUUGGCCAUCUUAGCAGCAGUAGAAAUCAGAGGGGUCUCUUCACCUGAUCACAUCUUUCUCCCAAUUCCCAACUGGGAACCCAAGGAGAAUCCAGAAACAGAAGAUGACAUAGGGCCUCUGGUUCAACAUAUCUAUGAGCUCAGAAACAAUGGCCCAAGUGCCUUCAGCAAGGUGAUGCUCAAUCUACAGUGGCCCUAUAAGUAUAAGAAUGAUACUCUUUUGUAUAUUAUCAAAUACGAAAUUGAAGGGCCCAUGAACUGCACCUCUGAUAUGGAGAUUAACCCUCUAAAAAUAAAGAUGUCAGCUUCACAAGAAGAUGAAAAGAAUGAAACAAUUAAUGUGGAAAAUAACAGGGAUCACCAUAUCAACCGGAGGGACCUCAGUGCUGCUGAGGGAGAUGUGCAGACUUUAGGCUGUGGAACUGCAGAAUGUUUAAAGAUUUUUUGCCAAGUUGGUCGUCUGGAGAGGGGGAAGACUGCAGUUUUGUAUUUAAAGUCUCGCCUUUGGACUCAGACCUUCAUGAACAAAGAAAAUCAGAACCAUUCCUAUUCGCUCAAGUCAUCUGCUUCUUUCAGCGUCAUUGAGUUCCCCUACAAAAAUCUCUCCUUCCCUGAAGAUGUCCACAACUCUACAAUAGUAACAACAAAUAUCUUGUGGGGCAUUCAGCCAGCUCCCAUGACAGUGCAAGUAUGGGUGAUUAUACUAGCUGUCCUAGCAGGAUUAUCACUUUUAGCACUUCUUGUCUUUAUAAUGCACAAGGUGGGCUUCUUUAAACGUGUCCGACCGCCUCAAGAAGAACAAGAAAGGGAACAGCUGCAGCCUCAUGAAAAUGGGGAAGGGACAUCAGAAGCUUAAGCAGUGUUUUAGCUGUGUCAUUCACCAAAAGAUUUAGAAUGAUCAACAUCUUCCUUUGAAUAUGUGUAUUUUCUUCCUUGAGGGACAGCCAGUCCAGUUCAACACUGUAGAUAUCUUUUGGCAUUGACAAUAGUCUGAAAUUAACUCCAAAAUGAUAGCAAUAUAUUUUAGCUUCCCACAUAUUACUCAUGUUCACAAAUAUGACUAAUAACAUGCACUGAAGAACGCAUUUUAGUGCCACAGUUUUGCUUAUCUGGCUUAAGAAGCAAAGGUGGCAUUUCUUACUUUGUUGAUCGGUCCAACUUGAACUGCUACAGAGUUUCCAGACUAAAGAAAUUGCAUCUGUUUAAGGAAUACAUGGACACUAGUUGAAGACCUACAAUUGAACUUUCCAACUAGACUUUCCCAAAAUGAUCGCCAGUUCUGUGAAGUACAGAUCUCCUUCAGUUGUGUCUUUGUUGAAGAGUCCCUCCUGGAAGAGGGCUACAGUACGACCCUGUACCCAUGAAGGAUACAUUCGUGGACUUUCCAUGGAUAUGUGAAACCAUGGAAUAGCAAACACUGUUUUUUAAAAUGAGAAAAUAAUAAGAGAGGCUGGCAGACUUUACCAGGUUUUGGCAUAGUGUGGCUUCUCCAUGGGCCGUCAAUGGCAGGGGUAGGUAGAAGAUGGUGCAUCUUCUAAGGUGGUGUCACUGGGUGACUGUUAGCCACCCAGAGGUGGGAGACCUGUGCCAAGUUGGAGACAGGGCAAACUGAGCCCAGCUGCCCUGCCUUUCCUUUCCCUUCCCUCACCAGCCCCACAAGGCCACCUGCCUGCCAACCCCGAGCCGGGGCUUCACUGCAGGUAAGUGAAACUAUGGAUAUUAGUCCCACUGAUGCAGAGUUGUACUAUGUAUUUUAUCUGUAAUAAGGCUUUCUAAAUCUGCAUUUAGAAAGUCAAUGCCAACUUCCUUGAAUCUUUAAUGCAGAAGCUGUACUGCAUUUUCCAGAUUAUUAUGGAACUCAUCAGCUUCUUUUAAAGACACUGGCUACCAGGUUUGCAUGGCAUCAGGGGACUGAUUGGUUCACACAACCACUAUCUGUUACCUUUUCCAAUCUCUCAUAGGUAUUUUGCAUUUAAGAAAAUUCAGUCUUUUCAAGGUAGCCCAAAUUAUGCAUUCAGAAUAAUUUAUUCAAAUUAAGUAUAUUUGCUUACUUUGUAUAUGUUCUGCUUGAUUUUCAGAAUUCAUGUUUUAAAACUGAAUCACAAGAACCUACAUAAAUGUAGUGGUAGCACUUGAAUUUUUUACUUUGUAUCUGCAGCCCUCUCUGGCUCUGAAAAUGUCCUUGGGCAGUUUUUGAAGGCUUUUUACUCAUGUGGGAAUGCAGUGGGGACCUGGGGCUUUGAGAAGUCAAAGAGCCAUGGAUUGGGCCCCCUAGAAUAGGAGGGAAGAAAAAGAUGCUUCAAAGAGGUCAGUGGCGUUCCGAACUGGGGUGUCAUGCGGUGUGGGGGAUGGGGCUUUGGGGGCAAUGCUUGGGGGCAGAGUUGUGCAUGGGGCAGGUCUGGUGCCCUUCUUGUCCCUGCUCCGCACGCCUUUACUCUAGAGUAAAGCUGGACAGGGACUGGGGACACUGGGCCCUUUUCCUCCCUGCCCUGCGAGGCUUGGAAAUGGACCAGCCUUGCAAGGCGGGGACUGGGGACGUUGGGUCCACCACCUCUCUGCUGUGUACCAUGGCACCCAGCAAGGUGGUGGGGGAACACUUAGCGGUUGUCAUCCCCUUUGGUGGUGUCACCCAGUGUAGUCCUCAACCCCCAGUGAUGCUACUGUAUGAGAUGAAGUUGUAAUCCUGGAAAGUACAGUCGCCCCUCUCUUUUCAUGGGGGAUCCAUUCUGAGUAUUAAUUCCUGGUGAAAACAAAAAAUCAAUCAAGCCCCAUUGGGUUGAAUGGCUGCUCGAUCUUCCAUGUGCAGCCCUGCGUGUGCACUGCGGGCAUGUGCACCAUUGUCCCUCAGUGCUUGCCAUUUGCGAAAGAUCAAUGGACACGAAUGGCAAGACUGUGAAUGCUGAGGGACAAGUGUAUUAGGAAAUGAUGCAGAGUAAUAAAACUCCACCCAUUUACCGCUCUAACAGAGCUUGGAGCUCUUUCUUUUUAAGACUACAACUUCCAUAAUAAAAUAAAUAAAUAAUAAAAACUUUAUUUAUAUACCGCCCUUCGAAACAUCAGGGUGGUUAACAACAAUAAUAAUAUACAGCCAAUAUAGAUUAAAAACAAUGCAAUUAAAACAAUAAAAGAACAUGUGCCAAAACACAAACUACUAACAGAGGGGAGGGGAGAGGGGGCUCUCAGGGCAAGAAAUCAGGGGUAAGCCUGCUUGAAGAAGAACGUUUUCAGCCCCUUCUUAAAUUGGGCCAGGGAGGUUGCUGAACAGAGCUCAAU
Messenger RNA from Sceloporus undulatus (fence lizard), 5733 nucleotides. It is a transcript of the gene ITGAV, whose product is annotated as integrin subunit alpha V. The record is from RefSeq and is a predicted model, not a curated record. Gene Ontology annotation, biological process: cell-cell adhesion; cell-matrix adhesion; integrin-mediated signaling pathway. Gene Ontology annotation, molecular function: integrin binding. The coding region runs from base 191 to 3316 and encodes 1041 amino acids. The transcript is spliced from 30 exons. Gene Ontology annotation, cellular component: external side of plasma membrane; integrin complex. NCBI's taxonomy places the organism in Eukaryota, Metazoa, Chordata, Lepidosauria, Squamata, Phrynosomatidae.